Lactuca virosa is the source of this 747-nucleotide messenger RNA. The record is from the annotation of a GenBank genome assembly. NCBI's taxonomy places the organism in Eukaryota, Viridiplantae, Streptophyta, Magnoliopsida, Asterales, Asteraceae.
AUGGGACUACCAAAACCCCCCUCCAACUUAACAUCUCUAGCUUCUUUCUUCUUGUUACUCUUCAUCACCAUCCACCAAUCACUUUCGGCACGAACCCUUGGCGGUUUUCCAUCACCGCCACAACCCCCACCAAAGAGCCACCACCACCAUCAUAAGACAAUGAGUUUCUACAUGCCAAAUGUUCUAAAUUUGAACUUACAACACCCCUCAACCACACCACCACCAACUAAAGUCAACGGUCAAACCAUUCCCUUUUCGAAACCGUUAGGCCUUUUUCCACCGGUAGGAGGAAUCCCUAUUCUUGAUUCCAAUUUCAUCCCAAGGCAAACAUCUGGCUUGUAUGGAUUUGGAAGUGGGAUAAGCUUUCCUAUCCUCGAAGAUGAAUUGGAAUUUGGUAUGGUUAACAUAAUUGAUGUUGACUUAUUAGAAAGCACAAAUAUGUAUGGCUUGAAGCCUUUUGGGAAAGCGAAAGGGAUGUAUGUCUCUAGCUCAGAAAACAGAAAUAACCAAAUGAUGGCGAUGAGAACAAGCUUUCUUAACAAUGAUUUUGCAGAUGAGUUGAGAUUUUUUGGAGUGCAUCGAGCAGAUGUAAAUCAGGAGUCUCAUGUUGCAAUCAUUGGAGGCAUGGGGAAAUAUGAUGGUGCCAACGGAUACGCAACAUUAAAGGUUGUUAAACUAAACCAGAAAGCUAUAAAAGAAGAUGGGGAGACAAAUGAUUUUCUUUUGGUAGAUAUUUACCUAGGUUGA